This is a messenger RNA of Dinoponera quadriceps, 3243 nucleotides long. RefSeq names its product GTP cyclohydrolase 1 (gene Pu). Gene Ontology annotation, biological process: tetrahydrobiopterin biosynthetic process; tetrahydrofolate biosynthetic process. The record is from RefSeq and is a predicted model, not a curated record. The transcript is spliced from 6 exons. NCBI's taxonomy places the organism in Eukaryota, Metazoa, Arthropoda, Insecta, Hymenoptera, Formicidae. Gene Ontology annotation, cellular component: cytoplasm. The coding region runs from base 963 to 1763 and encodes 266 amino acids. Gene Ontology annotation, molecular function: GTP binding; GTP cyclohydrolase I activity; zinc ion binding.
ACAUCUUAAAGACGUCUUGUAUUCCGAUUUUAGACAUUAUAUUGUCCGAGGAGAGUUUAGAAGCUGGUUUCGAAGCUUUCGAAGCGGACACUUGUUCCGUAAUCUCACCCUCUGAUCACUCCUAUCUGUAGGGUUGACCAACGAUUAACGUCAACGUCGACGACUAAUGUCUUUGGGACCGAGCACUUACAUCAAACGGGGACGUCAUCCGCAUGUCAGGCCUCCUACGAUAACGUCGGUUUGCAGUAAACGUGCACCUGAUCUACGGAGACCAGCAUCCGGAUCAACAGGCCGAGUUCUAUCGCGUGCGUACGGUCUAGGAUCAGAUCUGGCGAUUAACGUCAACGGACGUCAGUGAGAUCAGCCGUAGAAGGUGUCAAAUUAACGGGAAAGCCGCGUGAAAUGGACAGAGAGGAAGGAAGAGUGAGGGAUAGAGAGAGUGAGAGAGAGGGAGAGACUCGGCCGAGCAUAUAUACGGUUUCGGAAGGAUUACGGGUGACGUUCGCUCUCGCCGCCGCGCCGUGGUUCCCGUUCGGACCGACCGCUCGACCUCGACUCGCGGUGGUGGUCCACGCCGAGACUCGCGUCAGUCGCGCUCCGCCCGCCAUCCCAACAGCAUCGUCCUCGCGACUCCUCCGCGCGUUCACCAGCCGCCGUCGCACGCACGCACGCACGUACGCACGCGGCACCGGCUCUCGCUCCUCGUUGCCGCCUGUCCUCGUUCGCACGUGUCGUCCUCCUCGACGUCGUCUUCGACGGUCGAUACGCGCUCUUCUUCCGGAUCUUCUUCACGCAGCCCUCCGCUGUGAUUUAUGUCAGGGUGAACAUUCGCUCUCUCCGCACGAAUCGUGUUAGAACGACAGUGAGAACACUUCGAGCCGCUCUCGACGCAUCCCGGGAAUCCUUCCGGCCUGCGAAUUGGAAACCAAAGUGCCAAGAUCGACAUCGACAGGCCGCCAAUCAUGAACGGGAUAUCGAGUCAAUGCGCCAAACUGAAGAUGUACGACGGUGAGGACGAGAAGGGGAUAAUGAUCAAGAAGCCCGGGCCACUUAGGACUGUCUCCUGGAGCGAGAACGUCGAGGAGACCGAACUGGACAUCCCCGGGACGCCAAGGACACCACGCACGUCUACGACACCAGGCCACGAGAAAUGCAUGUUCCACCAUGACCUGGAGCUGGACCACCGACCGCCCACGCGGGAAGCGAUGUUGCCGGAGAUGUCCCGCAGUUACAAGUUACUGCUGAGCUCUUUGGGCGAGGACCCGGAGCGACCGGGGCUCUUGAAGACCCCGGAACGCGCCGCGAAGGCCAUGCUGUUCUUCACGAAGGGCUACGACCAAAGCCUCGAGGAUGUAAUUAACGACGCGGUGUUCGACGAGGAUCACGACGAGAUGGUGGUGGUGAAGGACAUCGAGAUGUUCUCGAUGUGCGAGCACCACUUAGUACCGUUCUACGGCAAGGUGUCUAUCGGCUACCUCCCCUGCAAGAAGAUACUAGGCCUCAGCAAGCUCGCCAGGAUCGUGGAGAUCUUCAGCAGACGCCUCCAGGUGCAGGAACGACUGACGAAGCAAAUCGCGAUAGCGGUUACCAAGGCGGUGCAGCCUGCGGGAGUCGCCGUGGUCGUCGAAGGAGUGCACAUGUGCAUGGUGAUGAGGGGCGUGCAGAAAAUCAACAGCAAAACAGUGACCUCGACGAUGCUGGGCGUGUUCCGGGACGACCCGAAGACCCGCGAGGAGUUCCUGAAUCUGGUGCACAGCAAGUAAGGACGGGGGCCAAGAGAACGUGCCGUCGUCGCCAGGGACCAUUGAUUGAGAAUGCGCGGCACCGGCCCCCCUCCCCCUCCCCCCCCGUGGAUCGCCCCGUCAUCCCGUUCAUCCGAUUGCUACCUCGUUGCAAGGACCUCGCUGGGAGGAGCUCGCCCAGGAGGCAGGUCGCCGUUCCGAACUCACUCGCUCUCUCUCUCUCUCACUCUCUUAUUUGCCCGUUUUCAUUUCAUUUCCCUGAGAAAUUAUUCUCGCCUCCUGCGUCGACCUGUCCGUCCUCCUCGUGUCGUACUGCCGUCACGAGCACGCUCGGGACGGGACAGAUCGCUAUUCGUAAGAGCGGAUGGCACGAGACUCAGGAUGAACGAUAUGAGAGCGCGGCCUGCUGACGAAAGCGCGCUUAAACUGCUGAUCGAGUGACAAAGACAAUAUCCGACAAUAUCCGACGACGCGAUCCGUCGUCCGCUCGUGAGCCCUCCGGCGGGCGGACCACGGGCGGGGAACUCACGAGCGGCUGGUAGGUCGGACGACGUUCGCGACGUGCGUUCUCCGGGACGAAGGGGCAGCGAAUAGACGGAGCAGCUGAGACGGACAGCUCGGGAGUAGUUGUUUAAUUCGAGAUAUUUAACGCGCGACCGUCGCUGCUGGAUCAGCGACCGACCCGCCGAAAGAACCACCCGCCGUUCUCUGUUCCUUCCGCCGAGCGCUGAGAACGUCGCCCACCCAAGACUUGUCCAUUUCGAGGUGUUUUUAGGAGAAUUUUUCGCCCCCGGGACUCCCAUCCACGGCACAAACCAGCGCGCUCGAGGAGUCGACGCGCUUCUCGUGACAAUAAAUUGUAUAUCUUUGUACGUGUAUAUCAUUUAUUUGCUCUCUCUCUCUCUCUCUCUCUCGCUCUCGAUCUCUGGAGAAUUCUUUCAAAGAAACCGCGUUUUGACUCCUUCAUCGGUCUGUGCCGCCCGAUGUGAGCUCUCGGGACUCGAUUUAACUUCGUCGAUACACACGUUGUGGAGUCUUCUCAAUAAUGAACGGCUCAUCGCGUGUCUCGAGUGAGAAACACGAUCCAGCCAUCGGGUUUCACACCGUUGUCGACUUGCGUCGUGCAAUCGUCCACUUUUGUUUGUCGCAUAUACGGGAUAUGUUCGGUGAAUGAGAGACAGGCGUGCCAGUCGAUAGAUAAUUUUUAAGUAGCCUGGCGGACAAGCGCGCUCGUAGAAACUGAAAUAUCUCUCUCGUGAUAUCGAAAAACCAUGUCGUUCUAAUUGAGGCUCCUGGCCCCUCGCUGCAGUCGUCUUGUUUGUCAACGUCAGAAGCGAGAAACGCUUGCCCAAAAUUCUCGCGGAAUAAUAUAUAUGCGUUGAAUAAAAGAAACUUGGCCAUAAAAUGACACUCGUGGCCGAUUAAGCGCAUUCGUGGAAUAUUUCGAAAACUUUCCUUUUGCUCUAACAAUCGAUAAAUAACCGUAAAAUUAACAUAAUAU